AUGCUUCUCUCAGAAUUGCCUCCAGAGAUCAUCUAUGCAAUUGCGACCCAUCUGCCUACUGCGAAUGAUUUUAUAUGUCUGGCGCGAACAUGUCGCCGGCUGCAUAAGGUCAUUGCUAGCGGCGACUGGAGCAUAUUCAGAGUCUUUGUAAAGAGUCGAUUCUACAACAUACCUACACCACCUUUUUGGAAGGAUGCGGCCCAGGCCCUCACUUCUCGUUCUAGAGCGUUAGACAGACAUGCAAUUAUCGGCCGAUUUGUCACUCGUCCUUUGAAUGCAGAGCAAUUAGGCGGAUCAUCUCAGGCUACUCGAGGUGACAACCCUACCCAUGGAUAUCGACCCGCUAUCGACUCGUAUGAAAUCUGGAAUGGAUCGAGCUGGCAUGACCGGCGUGAAGUGUUGGCGUGGAGCGCUGCGCAUGAAUUGGUGUUGCAGAUCCGACAGCAUGGAUCCCAGCGACUGGAAAGAUCGUUUAUCUUCAAUGAUCUAGAGCACAUCAGCAGCCAUGAUGACAUCUGCGGGCUCCAUCUCUUGCGACCCGGACACUAUGCGAAACGCCAGGAUUGGGAGCACAUGAUGCUUGGUCGAAUGCGUGGCGAACUUGUUCACCUUGCAAUUGCACCAGAGAGUCAUACUUAUGAGCUUAGACAAAAGUUCCAAACAUUCGGCCUGGAACUUGAACGGACCGAUAUGAGUGACGAUCCAGAGUCGAUACUCGCAGCACAUUUGAGUAAUGGGACAAUAGCGCUCUACAGUACAACCACAGGAGAGGCAGAGGUUCAACCAUUCGGACGUCUUCAUGUCGAUGCCGGGAGUCCUGCACGUUACAAGAGCUCCAGGUUUCUCUCCUCAGACCGCUUGGCUGUGGCGACGGGACGCCCAGAAGAUGCAAUCGCCGUCUUUACGAUCUCGCAAGGACGAUUGACGGUUGAGCACUCAUUAUCGGCCGAUUUUCUAGGCUCGCCGGCCUUAACUGGAUUCGCUAAAAGAUCAACCGUUACUGCAAUAGCGCCGCUCACUGGACAGACCGGAAAUUCCAUAGGCAAUACCUUCCUUGCAGCCUGGGGGGAUGGCGCAGUCCGACUUCAUGACCUACGCUCUCACAAGCCAUACGAAGGGCUUUACAUAGACAUAGCGGACCAGAACCCCGUAUACUGCAUCCACCCGUACGGGCACGAUCGAUUCGUCGUCGGCGCAGGGGGCGACGCAGUUGUCAAGAUAUUCGAUAUUCGAAUGCCCUCUACCUACGACUACAACCCUGCAAGACGACAAUCAUCUUCUAGCCGGCCUAAAGGUCGAACUACACUCCCCACAUCUUCGGCGCACCCAAGCAAAGACCUCUCUAUUUUCCUUUCUCUAAACCCGCCCACGACGCGCAAUGACAGCGUCUCUCGGUACGCUAGGCACCGCUACCGCGGUCCAAUAUAUACUAUGUCUUCCCCUUCUCUCUUAUCGCCAACAAUAUACACAGGUAUCGCCGGAGGGGUUGUGCGACUCGACUUCGCGUCUACAGACGACUUAACCGGUACUCAUAAAACUUGGUACCGCGACUCCAUAGACCUGGACAUAAAUUGCAACGCAAAUAUCAGAGAAAACUAUGCCAACAAUAUCAUUGAGCUGUCUGGCUAUGAGAGGCCAGAUAGUAGGGAUACAACCACCUGUUCGAAAUUGAGGUCCCAGGUGCCUUUUGGAGCUGUUGAUGAUCAGCACAUCGCGAAUGAGCUGACGACGGGCUGGGAUAGGAGGUGGAAGCCGCUGGAGGCACCUGGUGCUUGGAGACGUCGGGACUUCUAA
Aspergillus nidulans FGSC A4 is the source of this 1794-nucleotide messenger RNA. Its product is annotated as F-box/WD repeat-containing protein. Lineage: Eukaryota; Fungi; Ascomycota; Eurotiomycetes; Eurotiales; Aspergillaceae. The transcript is spliced from 2 exons. The record is from RefSeq and is a predicted model, not a curated record. Bases 1 to 1794 code for a protein of 597 amino acids.